This is a messenger RNA of Rhodotorula graminis WP1, 1482 nucleotides long. RefSeq lists its product as uncharacterized. Bases 1 to 1482 code for a protein of 493 amino acids. NCBI's taxonomy places the organism in Eukaryota, Fungi, Basidiomycota, Microbotryomycetes, Sporidiobolales, Sporidiobolaceae. The record is from RefSeq and is a predicted model, not a curated record. The transcript has 6 exons.
AUGUCCAACCUCCUCGCCUACUUCCUCCGCCCCAAGAAGGCCGCCGCCCUUCCCGCCGUCGUCGCCGCCCUCCCGCUCCGAGCCAAGGCCGUCGCCCCCACCAUGACCGGCUUCCAGGCCUUCGCCAACGACAACGUCUCGAUGGCCGACGAGGUCAAGAAGGUCAGCCGCGACGCGUCGUCGGCGUGGGCCGGCAAGAAGGUCGACGCUGCCACGUCAACCGGGUUCGCCGCCUUCUCGCGGCCGGGAAACUCGGCGUACAACGCCCUCAAGCGGUACCACCCGAGUGCCGGCGUCGCCCUGUUCACCCCUAAGACGAGCGGCGUCGAGGCGCCCAAGCUCGAGCUCAACAAGACCAAGAUCGAGGUGCCCACGUUCGUCCCGAGCUACCAACUCGGCCACAAGUUCGGAGUGCCCGCCUUCGAGGCCUUCAAGACCACCAAGCCGGGCUCGGGCGAGUUCGUCGUCGACACGCUCGACAAGGCCAAGCCCGCCUUCAAGACGCCGGCCGCCGUCGAGGACGCGGCUGUCGAGGUCAAGAAGGUCGACAAGGUCGACAAGGGCAAGGCGGUCGAGCGGUCGCUCUCGCCCGAGAUCGACCUCGAGAAGGUCGACAGCCGCGCCGACGCCGCCGAGCCGGCCUCGUCAACCGCGCCCGAGGACCGCCCCGUCAAGAACCUCGGCUCGGCGGCCAACGCCAAGGGGCGCAUCGCCAGCACGAGCACGUCGAACGCCGACGUCGGCUUCUCGCGCUUCGGCGGCAAGCGCCGCCGCUUCGACGAGGUCGACGCCGACGACGAGUCGGUCACGCUCGCGACCUCGUCGGCCGCCCUCAAGGCGCCCAAGCGCUCGAAGCGCAUCGAGGCCGCCAAGGCGGCCAAGGCCGUCGACAGCCCGCUGGCGAGCACCUCGGCGCGCUCGCUCGCCUCGUCCUCGUCCACGUCCUCGCUCAACAAGCACGCGCCGGUCGCGUCGACGAGCAAGAUCACCAUCGAGGACCUCAAGAAGGACAAGGAGGUCGCCAUCUCGGAGCGCCGCCGAUCUAAGCUCAAGCGCGCAUCGGACGAGCUCGAAGACGUCAAGCCGGCCAAGAAGCGCAAGGCGUCGCUCGAGGGCCUCAAGGAGAAGGCGCGCGAGGUCGUCGUCGCCGGCCCAAGCCGGUCCAAGACCCUCAAGCGCACCUCGGAGGAGCUCGAGGACCAGGCGCCCGCCAAGAAGCGCAAGACGGCGUCGUCGCCGUCGCCGGCCGACGACGAGGCGCUCGCCACCUCGGUCACCUCGCCGCGCAAGGUCAAGCGCUCGAGGAACGUGGGCGACCUGUACCGCGGCGGCUUCGCUGCCGCCGUCGUCGACCCGAUCGGCUCGAGCGGCUGGGGCCGCAGCAGCACCGUCGGCGGCGUCCACCCGGCCUUGGCCAUCUGGGGCGAGACGGCGCUCGCUGUCCAGGGCGACGACUCGCACCGCUUCGAGGAGCUCGAUUGA